AUUUGGCUAUUGAAUGGUAUUUGGAAUCUACUGCCGCUGGACAUGAAUGUCAACGUCAUAAUCAUUUCCGUUGGAUCGAAUACAAUGAUUUUAGAAACAUUGAAGAAGUAGGUAAAGGCGGAUUUUCUGUAGUGUAUAAGACAUCAUAUAAAACGUACUUUGGAAUGGAUGAAGAAGUUGCGAUCAAGAUAAUAAAAGAUUCACAUAACAAUAAAAAACUUUUUUUAAACGAG
Cetraspora pellucida is the source of this 233-nucleotide messenger RNA. NCBI's taxonomy places the organism in Eukaryota, Fungi, Glomeromycota, Glomeromycetes, Diversisporales, Gigasporaceae. The record is from the annotation of a GenBank genome assembly.